Lodderomyces pseudojiufengensis is the source of this 2322-nucleotide messenger RNA. RefSeq names its product decapping enzyme complex catalytic subunit (gene DCP2). The coding region runs from base 1 to 2322 and encodes 773 amino acids. Gene Ontology annotation, molecular function: manganese ion binding; RNA binding; 5'-(N(7)-methylguanosine 5'-triphospho)-[mRNA] hydrolase activity. NCBI's taxonomy places the organism in Eukaryota, Fungi, Ascomycota, Pichiomycetes, Serinales, Debaryomycetaceae. The transcript has a single exon. Gene Ontology annotation, biological process: nuclear-transcribed mRNA catabolic process, nonsense-mediated decay; deadenylation-dependent decapping of nuclear-transcribed mRNA. The record is from RefSeq and is a predicted model, not a curated record. Gene Ontology annotation, cellular component: P-body; cytoplasm.
AUGUCAAUACAAUUGAGGAAUGGUCUAGCUAACCAGACCUUAGAUCAUGUGCUAGAGGAUUUAAUAGUGAGAUUUUUAAUCAAUGUACCAGAAGAAGAUUUAUCAUCAAUUGAAAGAAUAUUCUUUCAAGUGGAAGAAGCUCAUUGGUUUUAUUUGGAUUUUGUACGGCAAUUAAACCCUAAUCUACCAGCAUUGAAAAUGAGGAAUUUUUCUACCAAGAUAUUGGAAAAAUGUCCACUAAUAUGGAAAUGGGGAGAUCCUACCGAUGCGUUAUCAAGAUUUGGGAAAUAUAAAAGUACAAUACCAGUAAGAGGUGUUGCAUUGUUCACAAAAGAUUUAUCAAAAAUAUUAUUGGUGAAAGGCACAGAAUCUAAUACAUGGUCAUUUCCAAGAGGCAAAAUAUCAAAAGAUGAAAGUGAUGUGGCUUGUGCUGUGCGUGAAGUGGAAGAAGAAAUUGGAUUUAAUACUCGAGAUUUAAUUGUAGAAAAUGAUUAUGUUGAAAGAACAAUUAAGGGUAAGAAUUACAAAAUCUUUUUAGUCAAGAAUGUACCUGAAGAUACCAAAUUUGAACCCUUAGCAAGAUUUGAAAUAUCUGAAAUAAAAUGGUUUGACAUUAAAUCACUUCAAAAAAAAAUCAAAUCAAAUCCAAAUAAUUAUUUUAUAGUUGCAACUAUAAUGAAAGCUGUCUUGAAAUGGAUAAGUAAAAACCAAGGAGUGCAAAACGAAGAAGAAUUAAUGCUUCAAGCAGAACUCGGAUUAAAAGAGUUGAUGGGUCUAAACAAACCUGUUGAAAGUGCUGACGCAGGUAGGGAACUAUUAAAUAUAUUACAAAAAGUUGCUCAUAAAGAUGAAGAAAAACCUUCCAAUAUAGUCAAUGUUCCAAUACCUCAAAAUCAAAUGCCUAUUUAUCAUCAACAUCAUCCAUUCUUUGGUUUGACUAUACCGUCAGCAGCGCCUGUACAAAAUCAACAAUUCUAUCAACAACCUGUUGCGCCCAAACCAGAACAACUUAAAAAACCAUCAACAAAUUCAAAAGAGUUAUUGUCAAUAUUAACGACUACCAAAGCCGAGAAGAGAAUAGAUGACAACAAUAUCAAGCAAAAAAAGAAGUCAAUUGAAUCUGAAAAUAUUAGAUCAAGAGCUCAACAAUUGUUGAGUGUAUUCCCAAAGAAAAAGCAAAAACAAGUGGAUGAGGAGGCAAUUGAAAUCAAAACUGUACCUGAAACUACUGUGGAAAGACCAGCUACGUCGCUGCGUCAAAUUCCUUCCAAUGAAAUCGAAGAAUCAAUCAGAUCAUCAUAUCAAAGACAACCGGCCGUUGGUAAGAAAAUCAAAUUACUCAAACGUACAGAUAACAAAGAAGCAGAAGAUGUUUCACAGUUAAAUAAUUCCAAAAGUAAUACUACAAACGAAGAAAUGAACUCCCCACCACUGCUUAAAUCAAAACAAGAUGAACCCAAAAAAAAUGAAGCAGCAUCGGAACAGCUUAUCGGAUUUUUACGUAAGACAGACCUGAAUCAAGAAAGCCCCAAGAAUGGGUUUUUGGGCUUGUUGAAUAAAGAAGAAAAGAACGAGGAACCAGUAGUAUCACCUACAAAAGACUUUUUAAGUUUAUUAAAAAAACCAAUCAAUGAAAGUUCUGGGUCCCAAUCAUCUACAUCUGUGUCUGCCAAUAAACUAUUAAGCAUGUUGAAUAAAAAGCCCUCUGAGAUUACGAACAAGGAAAUUUGGGGUAAAAAAGAUCCUUCACCUGGAUUUACAGCGUCACCAAACAUAUUAGCAAGUGUUGAAAGAUUCAGUGGAAAUGAAGAACCACCAGUCACAACAUCAUUCCCUGAGCUAUGGAUAGAAAAUAAAAAUAAUACAGUUCAAUCAAUCGAAAAAACUCAAUUACAGAAUGAAAAAUUAGAAAAUUUUGAAGACUUUGAAGAUUUUGAGGAUUUUGAUGAUAAUUAUGAAAAUGAUGAAUUUUUGAAUAAAGCAUAUAAAAAUUUUGAUAUAGAGAGUGAUGAUGAAGAUGUUGAUCAUCUUGUUGAUCCAAUUACAUUAGAUCAACACUCGCAACAACAAUCACAUCAACCAUUACAACAACAAACACAGACACAGACACAUAUCCAAUCACAAUCACAACCACAACCGUCACAACCACAACCAUCACAACCACAAAUACUGCCACAACUACAAGCAAGCAAACCCUUAGGAAUAUUUAAUCAACCGCAUCAACAUCAGUCUGAGCAAAAAUCAUUCGGCUUAUUUCCUCAAAGUAAUGACCAAGGUAAAGGAUUAUUGGCAUUAUUAAAUCGUGGAAAUUCAUCCACUUAA